AUGGAGGUGGAGAAGAAGACAAUGGUGAAUGGAGGCAUGAAACUACCAAUUGGAUACAGAUUCCAUCCAACGGACCAGGAGCUUAUCUUUCAUUACAUGCUCCCAAAAGCAUGUGCUUCUCCUUUGCCUUCCUCCAUCAUCCCUGUCUUUGACGUCUUUUCUUCUCAUCCUCUUACUUUUCCAGGGGAUGAAAAGGAGAAGCAGAGAUACUUUUUUCGCAAGAUGAGUAGAGAAGUCUCACGUAAUGAGCAUAGAAUCAAGAUUUCAUCUGGUGAUGGUUAUUGGAAAACAAUUGGGAAAGAGACAAAAAUCAUUGCUUAUGGUAGAACAGUUGGGAUUAGAAGAACACUUUCUUUCUAUGAAACAAACAAACCAUUUUCUAAUAAUUGCAACAAAACCGGAUGGAGCAUGACAGAGUAUUCCCUUUACGGAUUUGCAUCAAAGGAGCGGGUGAUGGAAGAGUGGGCAGUGUACAAUGUGCAUGAGAGGAAAGCAUCCAGAGGAAGAAGGCAGAGGAGAUAUGAUGAAGAAGACUUGAGUUGCAUCGAUUUUACGAUUGAGACAGAUCAUGAAACUGGUCCUCCACCGCCCUCUCCUCCUACCUCAGCUGAUGAGUCAGAGGAGCAUUAUUUAAACGUUGCUUCUUAACCUUAACUUAUUCCACUUACGUUUCUUUCCAGCU
Eruca vesicaria subsp. sativa (arugula) is the source of this 682-nucleotide messenger RNA. Lineage: Eukaryota; Viridiplantae; Streptophyta; Magnoliopsida; Brassicales; Brassicaceae. The record is from the annotation of a GenBank genome assembly.